AUGGCACCUUCUGCUAUCGCCAUUGAAGAAACCAAUACGACAGUUCUGACUGACAACCAAAUCGACAAGGUCGAUUUUGUCGAAACUAAUCAUGGCGUUGAAUCCGAUGUGACUGGUCUGGCCUCCAAGGCGCUGAUCCAGAAAGUCCUCAAGGAGCAGAUUGCUCGUAUCGAUGUUGACACCUGCGAGCCCGGCGAGGAAGAUGCAUUUUAUGUGGCGGAUCUGGGGGAAGUGUACCGUCAACAUCUACGCUGGAAAUUGAACCUGGGCCGAGUCAAGCCCUUCUAUGCGGUCAAAUGCAACCCGGACAAGGAAGUGCUCCGCCUCCUGGCCAAAUUGGGCACUGGAUUCGAUUGUGCGUCUAGGGCCGAGAUCGACCUGGUAUUGGGGCUUGGCGUUUGUCCGAGUCGCAUCAUCUAUGCUCAACCGUGCAAGACCAAAUCGUACUUGAGACACGCUCGCAAGGCUGGCGUCAGCUUGAUGACCUUUGACAAUACCGACGAGCUGCACAAGAUCAAAGAGUGCUAUCCCGACGCUGAGCUGGUGCUCCGAAUCUUGACGGAUGACUCAGCAAGUGCUUGCCGGCUCAGCACAAAGUACGGGGCCAGUCUGGAGUACGUCGAGGAGCUGCUCUGUCUCGCCAAGGCACUGGACCUCAAUCUGGUCGGCGUCAGCUUCCACAUAGGCUCCGGAGCGAGCGAUCCGAACUCUUUCGACAAGGCGGUUAGAGACGCACGCCACGUGUUCGACCAAGCGGCCCUGCUGGGAUACGAUUUCAAGCUGUUGGACGUCGGAGGCGGCUUCGUCGACGAGACAUUCGAAACCUUUGCGGGUAAUCUCCACGAGGCGCUCGAGGAAUACUUUCCGGCCAAUGUCCGUGUGAUUGGCGAGCCUGGCCGCUAUUAUGCCUCCAAUGCCUUCACGCUCGCCACGAACGUCAUAGCGAGACGCGAAGUCGCGGUCAAUCACGAAGGUGGGAAAGGGUACAUGCUCUACCUCAACGACGGCGUCUACGGCAACUUUUCCAACAUCAUCUUCGAUCACCAGCACCCCGUCCCGCAGGUUUUGUCCGUCGCACCCGGCCGCGGCCAGGAGAUGAUCGAGUACUCCAUCUGGGGCCCUACCUGCGAUGGCAUCGACGUGAUCACCGACCGCUAUUUCUUGCCUGGCGUGGUCGAGAUCGGCGACUGGUUGUACUUUGAGAACAUGGGCGCGUACACCCGGUGCUCGGCUACCAAGUUCAACGGAUUUAGUGAUGACCACGAGGUCAUUUACAUUUCCAGCGAGCCCGGUGCCUCGGCCUUACUCGGAUAUUGA
This is a messenger RNA of Fonsecaea nubica, 1317 nucleotides long. RefSeq lists its product as hypothetical. Gene Ontology annotation, cellular component: cytoplasm. The record is from RefSeq and is a predicted model, not a curated record. NCBI's taxonomy places the organism in Eukaryota, Fungi, Ascomycota, Eurotiomycetes, Chaetothyriales, Herpotrichiellaceae. The coding region runs from base 1 to 1317 and encodes 438 amino acids. The transcript has 2 exons. Gene Ontology annotation, molecular function: ornithine decarboxylase activity.